AUGAAGUUCAUGACUACUAAUUUUGUGAAAUGUUCUAUCAAGACAUGUGAUAGCACCACUGAUUCAUUCCCUCUAAAGUACCAAAACUGUUCGUUAGUGCAAGAAGAACAAGAAUUUAACCCAGAGUUUAUUGUUUCCAUUUUGGAUAGAUUAGAAUGGGAUGCUACACUGAAAGUUGCUCAAGAUCUUGGAAAUACUUCAUUACCACCAGUUAAACCAGAAAACAUUGAUUUAGAAUCUGAAGAAAGUUUACCAUUAUUGAAAGACUUACACAGUUUAUUAUUGGAAACAAAUAUCACUGAAGGUGAAAUGAUUUGUAACAAUUGUCAGCAUAUUUAUUAUAUCAAGAAUUCUAUUCCAAAUUUCUUGUUACCUCCACAUUUAGCUUAA
Messenger RNA from Hansenula anomala, 390 nucleotides. RefSeq names its product RNA methylation protein TRM112 (gene TRM112). Gene Ontology annotation, biological process: peptidyl-glutamine methylation; rRNA (guanine-N7)-methylation; tRNA methylation. NCBI's taxonomy places the organism in Eukaryota, Fungi, Ascomycota, Saccharomycetes, Phaffomycetales, Wickerhamomycetaceae. The record is from RefSeq and is a predicted model, not a curated record. Bases 1 to 390 code for a protein of 129 amino acids. The transcript has 2 exons. Gene Ontology annotation, molecular function: protein heterodimerization activity.